Messenger RNA from Colletotrichum truncatum, 2670 nucleotides. RefSeq names its product ankyrin and het domain-containing protein. Lineage: Eukaryota; Fungi; Ascomycota; Sordariomycetes; Glomerellales; Glomerellaceae. The record is from RefSeq and is a predicted model, not a curated record.
AUGUCUAGCCCACCUUUACCAGUCGGAUCCGCCAAGGGUUCUUCAAAUGAGUCGGACAUCAGAGAAUACGAAUUUCAAAUUGCGCUCGAUCAGCUCGUCGGCGGGUCGACAGAAGCGCUCAAAGUAUACUUGGCCCGCCAGGAAGGCCUUGAUCCAGCUACAGUGACCCUUCGUUCAGGGCCAUGGCAAGCGAGCGAAGGGAGUGAGUUAACCUUUAUUGGUAAAAUGGACAAUGUUGGGCCUCCUGGUGAGGUCAAAGACUCCGGCUUCGAAACCUCUAAACCAGCACCACACGUUGCCCUUGAAGACACAGGAGUACCCUACAAAUAUACCCCGCUUGAUCCGGAUUGCCGGCAGUUCCGUCUUUUGAAGCUCGGAUCACCUGACGAGAAUGGCAUUACCAGUCAGUUUCGUCUCGAAACUUACAGUAUCGAUGAUUCGCCGUCAUAUUUCUGUCUCUCGUAUGUAUGGGGUGACCCUGCGCGAUUCCUAAGCAUCAACUGCGAUGGGGAGAUGAUCUCUGUUACGCAAAACCUCUUUCAUGCCUUGCAGACAUGUUUUACCCGACAUCCAGAUUCUUGGCUUUGGGCAGAUGGCAUAUGCAUUAAUCAGGAGGAUGUGGCCGAGAGGAGUUCCCAAGUCCUCCUUAUGGGUACCAUCUAUCAACAUGCUUCCAUGGUUUUGGCGCAUCCUGGUCAUUAUAGUUAUAAACAAGUCAACAACAGGGAGUCGUUAGACAACCGACUUGAGGAGCUUGGGAGACAAGAUAUGAUGAGCUUCGGUGUUGAUGAAACUGACAACCAGGGGGCUCUUACCCAAGCUCAGAAUCCUCAUGGGGUUCCUGAGUUUACCGGCAUCUCCGUUAGUAACGCAUACAGUUCCGAGAACGCCCAAGGUGCCAUUAGUAUUAUGACUUUAUUGAGACGGAUUUGGUCUGGAAGAGACCACGAAAAAACCGACAAAGAAUGGGAAAAUGUCGGAUUACCCACCCUUGACACUCAAGAAGGAGAAGAAAUAUGGGGAAACCUGCUGGAGUUUUGGAGCCAAGACUGGUAUUUUCGAACAUGGGUUCUCCAGGAAGUCGUUCUCGCUGCGAAGGUGGUUGUACUUUACGGAUCAACAGCCAUCAGUCUGGAGGCUAUCACCGAGUUCUGGUCUCUAGCUCGCCAGCGCAGCCUGCCUCGAGUUCUUAGGAUUGGCCCGUGUGCCGACAUAUUCAACAAGGUUCUACACUUAAGCCCUGUCAGCUCCUACAAGACGCUUCGAGACCGACGAUAUCCAGAUGAUCAGGAAGACGACGGAACAGAUACACGACAAGCAGCACCUUCAACACCUUCAACACCUAGCCUCUUUGAAUUACUGUGUCUUGCUAGAAACAACUUGGCAACCGAUCCGCGCGAUAAAGUAUACAGCCUCCUAGGUCUUACCAAUGACGGCAUAGCGCAAUCGAUUAUACCAGAUUACUCUCCAGAAAACACGGUAGCAGAUGUCUUCACAGGGGUCGCCAAUAAGUUGGUAUCUGAUAAUGUUUUGGACAUUCUGCAUUAUGCCGGCAUUGACCAGGAUGUUUUGGGUUUGCCAUCUUGGGUACCCGACUGGACCAGGCAAUCACGAUCGACACUUCCUACUCAUUUGUAUCAGUGCAUGAGCAAGACAACGCCGAAAUUCACCAUCAUAGAGACGGAUAACAAGCCAAAGUUGAAGAUCAGAGGCGCCAUCAUCUCAAGGGUGAAUCAGGUGGGAGCAGCGUGGAAAUAUUACUCUCACAAUAGAACUGAUCUACCAUUCGGCGGGUUCAAAAACGCCCCUGAGGUUGAGAUACCGCCAUUCAACGACGAGGAUUCAAGAAACUUCAUCCUUUCCAUGGCGUCGCAAAUGGAAGAAGGCCUUGCUGAGAAUUAUAGCAAAGAGGGGUUCAACGACGCACUGGUACGCACUCUGGCCGUGGACUGCUCAAAGACAGGUGAAAGAAUCGGGCCCAGGGUUGUACUCAAAAGCGCCGAAGCCCCUAACACAGUACAGCUGCUGGAAUCCACCGAGACGGAACAACCGCCAAGUACUGUCUCGCAUGAGUUCUUUGAUGGCGUAGAUGCAUUCCGGCGUUUCUAUGCAAGAGGUCCUGAUUCUGAAGACGACUUAGUCGCGCCUGGAAUCAGAGUCCACCAAACCGCAAUAUUCAUGUGGCUUCUUGACUUUGACGAAGAGGUAGAAGCUGAUCUCCAGAAACGCAUGGUCGCAUACACCGUUCCUGUCCAAGAAGCCCAGCGAGGUCGGCGAUUCGCGACACUCGGCACGAGAGUUAAACGGGACACUAACGAGAAGUCUGGAAAAAAGAAAUUACUCGACACAAAGGAAUUGGAAACUCACUUUAUGGGUACUUUACCAUGGAAUGCGGAGGUUGAGGACUAUGUUGUGGUACUGGAAGGCUUCAAAACACCAUUUGUAUUGCGAAAAUGCAACCAAGACACGGGAAACGGAGAAGUAGAAGGCUUCCAGCUCAUUGGCGAUUGUUAUGUUCACGGCAUCAUGGACGGAGAACUCUUGCAAUUGGCAGAUCAAGUGGAUGAACAGCUUGCAUCGGAGUACUUCGGUUCGAACAACGAGGGUCAAAGGUAUGCAGUGAGGGCGCCGCAAGGAUUCGUACCCUUCACAGAUCUCACCUUGUAUUAG